CGUUGGCGGUGUGGAUUGCGGGGAUACUAUGGGGCGAUCCGCCUUUUUCCCACCUACCACGUUGUUUCAGGGUCACCAACCAGUUGACCUCAUAAUGAACCAAAUGACUGAGCACAGAAUCAAUUUAUUCGAUGAUACUCUGUGCGUAGGACAGUUGGCUUCGUACAACUCUCCAGGAGUUGGCUCGGCCCGCGAAGGGAAAUGGAUUAAGGCCAAUGAGAAGCAUGGUCCGAAUCGUGUAGGGUCGACUAGUUUCACGGGAUCAACCCCUAUGGCCCCUAAAGACUUCCAGUAUACGUUUUUGAUUCACUUCUCGGCCUAUUUUCUUAUCUGUUCUAUCUUCGCCGGUCUUUCCUUCUUCUUCCAACCCCUCCAAACUCUGUUCUUUCUCACCAAUUUAUACCAUCCUCGAUCUCUCUUCUUCGGAGUCCAACGAUUCUCAUUUUACUCUUCUACUCUAAUCUUACUCUUCUACUCUCCUCUUUCAGUUCACUUGAAGUUCCCGAAUCUCACAGUGGUGUGACUAUGGAAGGCAAUACAAUGUUGGCUACACCCCCGAACAGUACAAUAGACGUUCCAAAGAAGGAUAAGUCCUAUCCUCUUCCUAGAGAUGCUGCCGAGACCAAAAGGCUCAACGAUCAGCACAGUCUUUUCAAGAUAUACUGUGGUCAAAACCUGAUCCAUCCUUCGAUCCCCAAAGAAAAGAUCCAGAAUAUCGCAGAUAUAGGUACCGGCACUGGGUAAGUGAGAU
Messenger RNA from Amorphotheca resinae ATCC 22711, 751 nucleotides. RefSeq lists its product as hypothetical. Bases 29 to 523 code for a protein of 164 amino acids. The transcript has 2 exons. NCBI's taxonomy places the organism in Eukaryota, Fungi, Ascomycota, Leotiomycetes, Helotiales, Amorphothecaceae. The record is from RefSeq and is a predicted model, not a curated record.